Molecule: messenger RNA, 1663 nt
Organism: Schistocerca gregaria
Lineage: Eukaryota; Metazoa; Arthropoda; Insecta; Orthoptera; Acrididae
Product: odorant receptor Or2-like
Exons: 7
Coding region: 1-1395 (464 amino acids)
Biological process (GO): detection of chemical stimulus involved in sensory perception of smell; sensory perception of smell
Cellular component (GO): plasma membrane
Molecular function (GO): olfactory receptor activity; odorant binding
Source: RefSeq, a predicted model, not a curated record
AUGUCAGGCACGGCAACGGGCCACGGCCUGUCACGUAUUUACUGUUCCAGUGGAUACAUUGUCUGCUCUUCAUAUAUUAACGGCAAUUUGCCUAUGAAGGGGACUGUUCCAGUGCCAGUGAGCAGAUAUAAUGAAUCUAAGGUGAAAAGCGGCCUGCAGCAGAGAGAGCUACCAAUCAGUGAUGAGACGGCAACAUUUACUUGGAGCGAGACUGCAGGUUCUCUAUUGAAGGUGAACAUUCGAAUACUGUUCUUCAAUGGUGCGUGGCCACUGACAGAGUUCGCCCUGUAUUACGUCUACACCGCAGCCGUGUUCCUGGCGAGUCUCGCCAAUAUGGCCGAAGCCGCCGUGGGCAUCGCCUUCGGACAGGGCAGCAUGGAAGAGAUCACACUGGUGCUGCCCAACACGCUGACCACGGCCUGCGGUGUAGUCAAGCUGGCCUUCUUCUUGCGCGACCACCGACGCUACUACGCCCUGGUGCGACGAACGGAGCGUCUGGUGAUGUCCCAGGAGGAACUGGCAGGAGGGGCAGCCGAAGCCUGUGCACGUGACGUGAGCCGCCGCGUGCGCGCCUUCGCCCUGUUCGUGGUCGCUCUCAUCUGCGUCCAGGGCGCCGUCUGGUGCCCCAUGCCGCUUAUCGCCUACCCAGGCGAGAGGAAACUGCCGUUUGGACAGCUACCCAGCACCAAUUACACUCAGGUGCCAGUGUACGAGUUAUCAUACGUACUGCAGUGCAUGUCGAGUUUCACCAUCGCUAACGUCACACUAGGCUUCGACUGCCUCUUCAUGGGCAUCAUGGAGUUCCUGGGAGCGCAGCUCGACCUACUAACCUUACGACUCAGAAGCCUCCGACAGGAUGCGGCCUUAUGCACCACCGGGCAGAAAGACGGACGAGGCUGUGCUGUUCAGGCAACGAAAGGGCACGACAGCGCCCACAGGGAGCUGUGUCUCUGUAUAGAGAGGCAUCAGGAGAUCAUCAGGUUUACCAGAUACCUGGAAGAAACCAUGAGCCCUGUCGCAAUGACACAAUUCAUGUUCAGCGUUCUGUCUGUCUGCGUACUGCUGUUUCAGGCCACAUAUAGCGAUGACUUCAGCGCUGUAUUUCGGUGCGUGGCUUUCCUGCCCCUACCUGGCGGACAGAUGUACAUCUACUGCUGGGCCGCUCAUCGCAUCACGGAGAAGGCGGAGGCGCUGUCUAUGGCGGCGUACAGCUGCCAGUGGGUGGAGUCCAGCCAGUGCUUCAAGCGCUCCCUGGCGAUCGUCAUAUUACGGGCGCAGCAGCAACUGGUCAUCACCGCAGGGCACCUCUAUCCAGUCAACAGAACCACUUUUGUCUCGCUUGUGAAUGCAUCUUACUCGUACUACGCGCUACUGGGACAGAUCAACAAGCGUUAAUGUGUGCUUUCUUCUGUGAUACUAUUCCAUAACGAAGAUGAAGAUGAGCUACCAACCUCUAUAACCAAUAUGUGCUAUGAAUCCACUCAUAGCGCUGGUGAUUGUGCAAACAAUGAACAUAUUUGGAAGACAGUAUUACUUGUAAAUCAAUAUUAAAAAAUCUUAUGUAAAAAAUCAUUUGCAGAUUAUUGUGUUAAACUUAUUUUUCUAAGUUGAAUGGGUCUAGAGAGAGAACUGCAUCUAAUUCGUUAGAUGUAACUGUACAUGC